GUAUUUAUAUACUAGUUUUUUUUUUUUUUUUAAAAUGAGUGCACAUGUAAUUUGUAUUGCUUCAGGUUCUGGAAUACCAAUUUUUUCACGGAAAAAAGGCAAUCUAGAAAAUUUCCCAUUUUCUGUAAUCGGCUCGUUAAAUGGGGUUCAUAUGUUUACAAAAUCACUAUCUAUUACGUUAUUAAAUACAUUAAUGGACGAUUACUGUGUUGUUUGGAAAGAAUAUUUUGAAAGUAUUUUAAUUAUUGGAAUUUCAAGUGGAUGUACGAAAGAUGCACUAGAAAAACUUUUAUUGUCUGUCUUUAAUGCAAUUAUGUUAAUACUGGGUGUAAAUGAAGUUAGAUCUCUAAAAAAUGUAGAAAAAAUAAAGAGAGAACUAAGGGUAAUUUAUCCUGUAAUAGACAGGUUACUAGACUGUUUGGAUUGUGGUGAUUCACAUUCCAAAUAUUGUUCAGACUUAAUUUCCUUGGCGGAAGUAAUUUUGUGUAAUGAAAAUCACCAAAUAAAGAUAAUGCUUGAUACAUAUACAGAAAAUAUAAGUUCUGCCUACACUUGUAUCCUAAUUCAUGGAAAAAUAGCAGUUGCAACAGAAGAAUGGUGGGAUUUACACCCUGAAGAAUUAAAACUAUUAGCAUUUUUGGCAAGUUCAGACAGUAAAUCUAAUAUUAAAGAUGUGCCAGUAUUUUUACCUUAUAAAAGUCCUAAGACCCGCUAUCGUCUGAUUACAUGCAGUCCUAUGCCUUAUAUGCAUAUAUGCUGUUUGGCCAAUCAGCAACACUCUUUAAAUGAAAUUGAAAGGUCAGCCAUAAAUUGUUUCAACACCAAUUUAGAAGUUUUAAAUUCUGCAAUUCAGUGCUUUCCGAGAAAUAUUCCUGAAUCCUUGCAAUUAGACUUGGGAGUAUUAGGAUUACUUUUACUUAAUAAAAACCGAGGAAAAUAUCUAAUAUCAACAAUUCCUUCUUCUGCAGAUAAAAAGCGUAUUUGCAGUUAUUCUCAUCGAUCUGAUAUCUUACGAACUUUUUUUUAUAGAAGUGUUCUAAAAUUCUUACAUACCAAAAAUAACUUACAUGAAUAUGUAAAAAGAGAAUGCCUUUUAAACGAUGAAAUAGAUUCGUCGUUUGACAAAAAGGAAAUAAAAUCUGAUGAAAGUUAUGUUUCUACAGUAGGGACAGAAACUUAUUGGUGCUCAGAAUAUCACAAAUGUUAUGCCAUUGCAGUAGAGGAGAAUGUUUUAUGUUUGAUGUAUAAUUCUACUGUUCCUACAUAUGCAAUGAAACAUAUUGCCAGAAAGGUCUUAAAAGCAAUUACAUGUAACAAACAACUGUGUUGGUGACAGUAAAUUCAUUAUUUAAAUAAAACAAGAAUGCUCCAACCAUAAUUAAUAAAUUAUACUCAGGAUUUAGAUAACGUGAAACUGUUGUGUACACAAUCAAAAAGUAAAAACCAUACGCUUCUAAAAAAUUUAGGAUUAAAAAAGUAUGAAAAUUUCUGAUUAAUUAUCAAAAGAAACUAUUAACCCAUAUACGAGGGCGGUUCAAUAAGUACCAUGUUUGAAGACAGAGGACGUUUCUGAGGGAAAUGGUGUUGUCAUCGUGUG
Agrilus planipennis (emerald ash borer) is the source of this 1597-nucleotide messenger RNA. It is a transcript of the gene fy, whose product is annotated as protein fuzzy homolog. Gene Ontology annotation, biological process: non-motile cilium assembly; vesicle-mediated transport. The transcript has 7 exons. Lineage: Eukaryota; Metazoa; Arthropoda; Insecta; Coleoptera; Buprestidae. The coding region runs from base 35 to 1333 and encodes 432 amino acids. The record is from RefSeq and is a predicted model, not a curated record.